Messenger RNA from Apodemus sylvaticus (European woodmouse), 297 nucleotides. RefSeq names its product noncompact myelin-associated protein-like. NCBI's taxonomy places the organism in Eukaryota, Metazoa, Chordata, Mammalia, Rodentia, Muridae. Gene Ontology annotation, biological process: peripheral nervous system myelin formation; regulation of myelination. Gene Ontology annotation, cellular component: paranode region of axon; plasma membrane; Schmidt-Lanterman incisure. The record is from RefSeq and is a predicted model, not a curated record. Gene Ontology annotation, molecular function: structural constituent of myelin sheath.
AUGACCACAGCCACCACUUUGGGGGACACCAUCUUCUCGCUGAACAUGACCAGGGGAGAGGAUGCCCUCCAUAGGAGUUCUGGAGCCAUUGUGGCUGCCAUCACGGUGGUUGUCAUCAUCAUUGUCAUGGUACUGAUCCUGCUGAAGAUAAACAGGAGAAUGAGGACCAGGGGGAAGUUGGAGCCCAAGAGCCCAAAGCCACCUGUCCCUCCUGCCCUGGACCCAAACAGCAAUGGCGACCAGCAGCUUGCUACUGUGACCUUUGACCCUGCCGAUGUCCAUGUGGAUACUUGGUGA